Molecule: messenger RNA, 1992 nt
Organism: Dovyalis caffra
Lineage: Eukaryota; Viridiplantae; Streptophyta; Magnoliopsida; Malpighiales; Salicaceae
Source: the annotation of a GenBank genome assembly
AUGGGAGCCAUCGGCAACAUAGACGAGGUUGGUGCAAAGAGUGAAGGCGGGUUGUCUUCAACAUCUAAGAGUGGUGAUGAGGGUGGUGGAGUCCAGCUGAAGAAGGGGCCAUGGUCAGCAGAAGAAGAUGCCACGCUAAUAGAGUACGUGAAUAAAUAUGGAGAAAGGAACUGGAAUGCGGUGCAGACGAUUUCUGGGCUGCCUCGGUGUGGUAAGAGUUGCCGGGUACGAUGGACUAAACACCUCAGGCCUAAUGACAACGAAGGUGCCUUCUUUACUGAAGAGGAUAGGACCAAUGUCGAGUUGGAUUCUCAGUUUUCAGCAUCUAAUGACGGCGAGGGUGGUGGAGGCGAGCUGAAGAAGGGGCCGUGGACGGCUGCAGAAGAUGCCAUACUAUUAGAGUACGUGAACAAACAUGGGGAAGGGAACUGGAAUGCAUUGCAGAAACGUUCUGUCCUGGCUCGUUGUGGCAAGAGUUGUCGGCUCCGAUGGACUAACCAUCUCAGGCCUAAUCUUAAGAAAGGAAGCUUCUCUGCCGAAGAGGAGAGGACCAUUGUUGAGUUGCAUGCUCAGUUCGGCAACAAAUGGGCUCGGAUGGCUGCUAGGCUUCCUGGACGAACGGACAAUGAAAUCAAGAAUUUCUGGAACACAAGAGCAAAGAGACUCCUCCGCCAUGGCCUCCCUCUUUAUCCACCAGAAAUCCAGCCCCAAAAUCCACCAAGUUCUCAACACAACAACAUCGACAACGACAACAACAGCAACAACAAAGUCAACCAUGACGAAAAAUUCCACUCUCUACUUACCACCCCAACCUCCUCUUUUACUUUCCCGACCACCCAACUCUCAUCCCCAAGAUUCCCAUCUCCGACUAAUACACGGACCCCUACACCUACCUCUAACGUUACUCCUGUCCGUACCCCUACUCCUAUCUCCCCUCUCUCGUCUCCUACUGCUAAUUUUCCUACUCUGCCACUUUUCGACUUUUCCCUCCCCAGAGCCCCUCCAAUCCUUCAGACCCCUCCUCGCUUCAAGAACUUCUCCAGAUCCUCUUCUGCCGCCACCACCGACAACGACACCAACACCACCUCCCCCAACAACAACAUUGUUAACACCCCGCCCAACUCGCACGAUAUUGCCAAUCCUACCUCAUACUUUUCGCUACCCUUAUCACCAUUGCCCACCACCCUAAGUUCACCAUCCAACACCAGUCCUCUCAGUUACCAAAUUCCUUGUUGCUUCACUAACCUGUUCAGCAGCAACAGUAGUGAGUUCCACAGAGAGAUAGAGAGGGAGAAUGAGAAACUGUGUUUACUUCUUGCUUCCGUGACUCAGCCAAAUCAGCUCCCUUUACCCCAGUUGUUAUCACCAACAUCUCCGAAUUGGAAUUCGGCAUUUAGUGGUGUUCCUACUGCUACCACCAUUCCUACUACUACUGCCGCGGUGCCUACUAAGAUUGGUAGAACAAGAAUAAGAAGAAUGAAAAAUGGUACAACUUCUAGCAAGGGUAAGAGAAAUAGUAAAGUAUUUGGUGCAACUGAAAGUACCAGGAAUGGAUUGUUACAGGAUGAUCUCUUGCAAGAGGCUAAAGCUGCUUUGGCAGUGAAUGAAAACAGUGCUUCGGCCGAGCAGAAUCAUUUGACUUUCCAGGAUGAUCAGCAGAACCCAAAAGAGCUCACGUUCGACGAUUUCAACGGAGUACAAUAUUGGGAUCUUUCCAGCUCUCUGUCUCUGUCUUCAGAGCUGAAGCCAACGGAUGGUGAAGUAACAGAGCAGUUAAACUGUGGGAUGACUGAAGACUUGACCAGGCUGCUCGACAUUUUACCUUCUUCUCCCUUGCAGCUCUCUGAUUUGUAUACCGAUGACAUCUUGAACGGGCAAUCUUCUGUCAUAAUUGACGAUAAUAACAUGGACAUCGAUAUGCAGCAGCAGAUAGCUUUAUUGUUUCCCACCACAGCAACAGCAGACCAAGACAGCUUGCCUAGGAAUUACUGA